Orycteropus afer afer is the source of this 1872-nucleotide messenger RNA. RefSeq names its product outer dynein arm docking complex subunit 1 (gene ODAD1). The record is from RefSeq and is a predicted model, not a curated record. NCBI's taxonomy places the organism in Eukaryota, Metazoa, Chordata, Mammalia, Tubulidentata, Orycteropodidae. The transcript is spliced from 14 exons. The coding region runs from base 1 to 1872 and encodes 623 amino acids. Gene Ontology annotation, biological process: cilium movement; outer dynein arm assembly. Gene Ontology annotation, cellular component: axoneme.
AUGCCCUUGAGACACCCCGCUGUGAGCAGCCGCUCGGAGGAAAGCGAGGUCUACCUGGAGGGAAUGGUGGACUGGGAGCUAAGCCGCCUGCAAAGACAGUGCAAGGUGAUGGAAGCCGAGAGGCGGACCUACAGCAAGGAAGUCCACCAGCGCGUGAACAAGCAACUGGAGGAGAUCCGGCGCCUGGAGGAACGGCGGGCCAAUCUCCAGGUGCAGAUCAGCAUCGCCCAGACCCAGGUCAAGCGGCUGCGGGACAGCCAGCGGCUGGAACGCAUGGGCCAACUCCUCAAGUGCCGGGCCCAGGUGCAGGCGGAAGUGGAGGAGCUGCAGAAACAGAUCAGAGAGCUGGACAGGAAGAUCCAGGAGUGGGAGUCCCGACUCUUUUCCCAACAUAAGGGUGUCAAGUCUCCGGGAUACACCAUGGAUCAGAAGGUCAAGAUCCGGAGGCGGAUCAAAGUUCUGGAAGACCAGCUGGACAGGGUCACCUGCCGCUUUGACAUCCAGCUGGUGCGGAACGCGACGCUCAGGGAAGAGCUAGACCUGCUGCGGGUCGAGAGGAACCGCUAUCUGAAUGUGGACCGGAAGCUGCACAAGGAAAUCCAGCUUCUUCGGCAGGCUGUCAACACCCUCAUGGUCUCCUCCACCUCGGCCUACACCGUCAGGGAGGAGGCGAAGACCAAGAUGGGCUUGCUGCGGGAGCGGGUGGAGAAGGAGGUGGCGCAGAGCGAGACCGAGGCGCAGGGCCUGCAGCGGCAGAUCUCGCACCUGGAGCACUUGUACGCCUUUCUCACGCUCAAGAGCAACGAGCGGCAGCCGGAUCCCGCCGUCCUGGAGAAGCGGGAGCAGCGAGCCCGGGAGGUGGCCGAAGGUCUCCGCAAGACCUCCCAGGAGAAGCUGGUGCUGCGGUAUGAGGACGCCCUGAAGAAGCUGUCGCAGCUGACUGGGGAGAGUGACCCGGACACGCUGGUGGAGAAAUAUCUGGAGAUUGAGGAGCGAAACUUCGCGGAGUUCAACUUCAUCAAUGAGCAGAACUCGGAGCUGGAGCACUUGAAGGAGGAGAUUAAGGAGAUGCAGGAGGCCUUGGCGAGCGCCCGUGCCAAGGAGGAAGCCGAGAGCUCUCUUCGCCAGCAGCAGCAGGCGUCAUUGCGGCAGCGUGUGGGCGAGGUGGACGCAGAGGCCUCGGACCUCUUAGCCCGCUUCCAGGAAUUGCGGGAGCUGCUGGAGAAGCUGAAGGCCGCUGCCCAGGUGGAGGACAACCCAGGCACUGUGGGCGAGGCCGUGUCCAAGGUAUGGGAGGUGUGGCACGUGCCGUCGGGGCCCCUUGAAGGGGGGGUGUCACUGAGCAGUUUCCAUCACCAGCAGGAGGACCCCCCGGGUUUCGAGGGCAGAGACGACUACCCCAUGAGCAAGGAGGAGCUGCUGAGUCAGGUGGUGAAGUCGCUGGAGGCCCGCGAGCAGGCCCGCGAGCAGCACCAGAAGGAGCUGGCCGAGGCGGUGCGCAAGGCGGACAGCAGCCCGGGCUUCGCCAGCGCGCGCGGCGCCGCCUCGGGCACGGCCCUGGUGAGCGCGCGCAGCGCCAGCCGAGUGGUCCCCGGCUCCAUCCUCAGCCGCCGGACCAACGGCGUCCUGACGUCCAGCGGGGGCCGCGUGUCCGGCUCCAACGUCGGCCACGUCACCUUCGGCCUCUCCAGCCCCAGCGGAGGCCAGAGGGCCAGCCCCGCCUCCCACGGGGACGCCGGCCCCCGCAGCUCCAGCCCCGGCAGUUCCCCGGCCUCCACCGGAGCUGACACGUGUCCCCGACAUCGUCCUCACGGGGUCCCUGGAGUCCGGCCACAGCAGCAAUGUGAUGUGCUCUGCACCCUGGGCCUGUGA